Apis mellifera (honey bee) is the source of this 901-nucleotide messenger RNA. RefSeq names its product PRKR-interacting protein 1 homolog. Lineage: Eukaryota; Metazoa; Arthropoda; Insecta; Hymenoptera; Apidae. Gene Ontology annotation, cellular component: nucleolus. The coding region runs from base 239 to 880 and encodes 213 amino acids. Gene Ontology annotation, molecular function: protein kinase binding; protein kinase inhibitor activity; double-stranded RNA binding. The record is from RefSeq and is a predicted model, not a curated record. Gene Ontology annotation, biological process: negative regulation of protein kinase activity. The transcript has 3 exons.
UAGUAUUUCUUAUAAUUAAAUUUCUUAUGUAAUAUUUAUAUUCAUAUAUUUUUAUAUAAUUAAUUAUAUUUUUAGUUUUGUAUGUAAAGAAUUGCUAUAACUAAAUGUAUUGAUUUUAUAUUGUACGUUUCACUUUUGUUAUCGUGUAUGUAACCUCUUAUUAUUAUAGUUUGAUAACAAAUGUAAAAAUUAUAAUAAAAUUAAUAAAGUUUCUUAUUGUAUAAAAAUAUAUAUCAUUAUGCCAGAAAAUAAAGAAAAAGAAGAAGAAAAACCUGUUGUUGCAAAAACAGCAAUUGAUUUACAACGAUUAAAACUUCAAAAAUUGAUGAAAAAUCCGGAAAAACCUAUUAUAUUACCAGAACGACCUAAAGCUAAAAGUACACCUACAGUACCAGAAUUUGUUCGUAAUGUAAUGGGUAGUAGUGCUGGUGCUGGUAGUGGAGAAUUUCAUGUAUAUAGACAUUUAAGACGUAAAGAAUAUGCACGACAAAAAUUUAUUCAAGAAAAAGGUCAUAAGGAACUUUUAGAUGCAGAAUAUCAUAAAAAAAUUGAAGAAAAUAAAAGAAUAGCUAAGGAAAUAACUGCAAAAAAAAGAGCAAAAAGAUUAAAAAAAAAACAAAAAUGGAAACAAAAAAAAAAGAUAAAAACUACAAAUAUAGAACAACAUAGCAAGAAUGAAAAUAAUAUAUAUUCUUCAGAAGAAGAAAAUUUAAAUAAACAGGAAUUAAAUAAUAAAAAUGAUAAAAUAGUUAAAAAUAUAUUAAAUUCAAAAGAUUUUAGUCAAUCCGAAGAAUCAAAUUCUAUUGCAAAUACAAAUAAAAAUAAAAUUAAUAGUAAUAUAGAAUAUAUAGAUAUAAAUGUAAACAAUUCAGUUCCUUAACAAAAAUAAAUAACAUUUGGA